CGACAACUUCAAGCAAAAUUUAUUUGUCUGCGCCUAACCUAACCUCGAUAAUUCGAUAUGACCGACAAAGAACCAAAUGAUAAAAAUGAUACCGUUGAAGACGUGGCUUACGAUCCAUACGAACAUCGUGAAGUGGACGGGCGUACAUUAGUAUCGGAUUUUGGAUCCUGGGCUAAUCUGGUAAAGAGUGCCGUCGGCACGGGACUGUUUGCUAUGCCGCAUGCAUUUGCCUGCGUGGGAAUACUCGUUGGAAUAAUUGGUACUAUUAUAAUGGGAGUACUGAUAACGAUAUCACUACAUUUGUUGGUACAGGCCCAUUACAAAGUAUGUGUCAAAAUACAAAAACCAGCGUUAUCAUAUAGCGAGUUGGUAACAUCCACUAUGAAGUCGGGUCCUAGGAGGGUAAAAGCUGCUGCUGAAUGGACGAUAUUUGUAGUCGACGUUAUCAUGCUCAUGUGCUAUAUCGGCAUUGGCUCUAUAUAUGUUGUAUUUAUUGCCGGAGUCGUUCAGGAGUGCCUGGAUUCGAACAAAACGAUAUCGCAGGGCUAUUACGCCCUUAUAUUAAUCCCGUUUUUUUUGGUGAUGAACAUGAUUAAACAUCUAAAGGCGUUAGCGCCCUUUUCCAUGCUCGGAAAUCUAUUUUUACUCAUUGCCGCCAUUAUCGGUGUCGUCUAUUCCCUCAAAGACGGCAUAGGCAACGAAUACGAGAUCGUUCGUUCGGAAUUAAAUUUAUAUCCAAAAUUUUUGGGCACGGUUUUUUUCAGCAUGUGCUCGCCGGGAUUGAUUCUCUCCAUCGAGAAUAGCAUGAAAAAUCCGGAAAAUUAUAACAAACCAUGCGGAGUCUUUAAUUUGGGGAUGUCCGUCGUAAUAAUAAUACACGUGCUGAUUGGCUCGAUUGGAUAUUUAAAAUGGGGUCCCGAUUCCCGGGCGAAUUUCAUACGCAAUCAUCUUGAAAAUGAUGUUGCCACUGUGAUAGCCCUUGUUUUCCAAGCGCUCGCUAUAUACUUUUCCUACGGCUUGCAGUGCUAUAUGCCUAUAUCUAUUCUUCAUGAAGACUAUGCUUUACCUGGUAUCGAGGAGGGUGAUUGUGCCGGGACGUCGUUUCUCUGGGAUCAAAUUAUUCGAAUCUCCGUGACUUUAAUCACUUGUAUCCUGGCAGCCACUAUCCCUAAGCUAGACAUCUUCAUAGGCCUUGUUGGUGCAUUUUCCAUGACCACCCUUGGCGUCGUGAUACCCGUAGCGCUAUACUUGAUUGUGUAUCUGAAUAAUUUUGGAAGAUACAGAUGGCGAUUUGUGCUUGGAAUUUUUCUCCUUUUCGUUGGUCUAACCUGUAUGAUCUGCGCUACCGUCACCAGUAUGAUUCUCAUCGUGCGCUUCUUCAAAUACGGGUAAAGCAUUAACGAGACGACGAGCGAGACCAGCCGAAAGAAAUUGAGCUGUGUAAUUUAUAAGAAUUUAUCAUGAUAACAAUAAUAAUAAUUCAGCGAAUAAUAACAGAGAGAGAGAGAGAGAUAGAGAGAAAAAGAGAGAAAUAUUUUAAACAAUAAUACAA
Messenger RNA from Cephus cinctus (wheat stem sawfly), 1552 nucleotides. Its product is annotated as proton-coupled amino acid transporter-like protein CG1139. The coding region runs from base 58 to 1392 and encodes 444 amino acids. Gene Ontology annotation, molecular function: amino acid transmembrane transporter activity. Gene Ontology annotation, cellular component: vacuolar membrane. Lineage: Eukaryota; Metazoa; Arthropoda; Insecta; Hymenoptera; Cephidae. The transcript is spliced from 7 exons. The record is from RefSeq and is a predicted model, not a curated record. Gene Ontology annotation, biological process: amino acid transmembrane transport.